CUUGGUUUACGUCAGUUAUGUCAUCUCUGCGAAGGAGUGGAGGAGUGGCUGAGUGAAUAGAUAAAGCCUGUUGGGGCAGUUCAUGACCAGUUAAUGACAUGUGAGGGUCUGCAGAAGGUCAUCGAACAGUUAUUGAAAAUUCAAAUGGAUAGAGUUCAUGGAGAAUGAAGUGCUUCAUCAGUACAGCAGAAAUCUACCUAUCGGCGUCGAUAGGAGUGGGGGAACGACUCGAAGAAGUCAGCUGUUUUUCAGAGCAGGAGGACAGGAUUGGGACGCAGGGGACGAUGGCGAAACUCCGGCACGCUGUGUGGGAAUUAUCAUCGAAUUUCUCCUCAAAUCGAUACUUCUCAAAAUUACUUUCAUCUCCUUGGCGUCAGUACUCACUACAGAAUAUAAAUCUUCGUAAAGCAGCGACGAACGCAGCUGAAGACGUGUCUGAGGAUGCCCUGAUCAUCAGCGACAGCUGCGUGAAGAGAUUGAAGGAGAUAUCUCAGGAUGGUGCCUGUUUGCGAGUGACUGUCGAGGGUGGAGGAUGCUCUGGCUUCCAGUACAAAUUCGAUCUUGACUCCACGGUUCACGAGGAUGACAAAAUUUUCCUGAAGGAUGGAGCCAAGAUCAUAAUAGACUCAACUUCCCUGGAGUACGUGAAAGGCUCAACGAUUGAUUUCCACUCUGAAUUAAUUCGUUCUGCCUUCAGAAUAAUAAAUAACCCCCUCGCCGAGCAGGGCUGCAGCUGUGGUGCAAGUUUUUCUAUCAAGAUUGAUUGACACUGAAUGCGAAUAAUUGUUGAAUUCAUGUAGUUGUAUAUUACAGUAUAUAUUUUUUAAAAUGUUUAUCAAAGCUUAAGAUAUUCGUCAAUCUGUGGGAUCACGCUGUAUUUUAGAUAAAUUACGUCAACGCCAGAGUCUCGACGUUCAUUGAUAAGUUAUUAGUGUACAUAUUAGUUAAUUAUUAAAAACUUACGACAGAUUAUAGCAAUAAAAUGGUGGUUCAUGUGGUGA
Molecule: messenger RNA, 1001 nt
Organism: Diachasmimorpha longicaudata
Lineage: Eukaryota; Metazoa; Arthropoda; Insecta; Hymenoptera; Braconidae
Product: iron-sulfur cluster assembly 2 homolog, mitochondrial
Exons: 4
Coding region: 165-767 (200 amino acids)
Biological process (GO): iron-sulfur cluster assembly
Cellular component (GO): mitochondrion
Molecular function (GO): 4 iron, 4 sulfur cluster binding; 2 iron, 2 sulfur cluster binding; iron ion binding
Source: RefSeq, a predicted model, not a curated record